CACGGACGCCUGGGAGGAGAAGUGUCGCAGUUUCAUGGACCUCACGCCUGCAUCAGAAAAAGGCAAUGACACACACACACACUCUGAGUCUCUGUUGAAACCCUUGCGUGUAUCUCAGCGUGUUUGUGUGUGUGUGUGUGUGUGUGUGCAGGGAUCAUGUGGCUCUAUGUGGGCAUGGAGCUGCUGUACAUCUCUCUGUUGAGCAUCAGCUCUCUGCUCCUGCUGCUUCAGCUGUGUCUGUCCUCCUGCUCUCCUCCUCAGCAGCGCUGGGCUCAUCUACUCAACGCCUUCGCUGCCGUCUGCACUGUACUGGGAGGGCUGGUUGGGAUGGUCGCUCACAUGAUGUAUAUGCAGGUGUUUCAGGUGACCAUCUCUCUGGGCCCUGAGGACUUCAAACCUCACAGUUACGGAUACUCAUGGGCCUUUUACGUGGCGUGGGUGGCCUUCACCUGCUGCAUGUCGUCCGGCGUGUCCACGCUCAACAACUACACCAAGACGUUUCUGAUGGUGGGACCCAAGCAAAGAAGUGUGUUCUACCCCUGCAGGAACUUCACCUUUCCUCCGCAGCCUCCCGCUCUCUCGCCUCUGUCUCCGUACUUCUCUACUGCUGCUCUGCCGCCUCCGCCUCCUCGCCCCGCCCCUCUGUCCCCGUGCCCCGCCCACCAGCUACAGAGCCCCGCCCUCGCUCUCUCUGUGCUGAGUCGCUAUCUCCGUGCCCCUCCACCCUCCUUCGUACAACCCCGCCCCCUGUCUCCGAGCCCCGCCCCUGUCUCCCUCGCUCUCGGCUCUUCUUCUGUCUCCGCUCAGCUUUGCGUCUCAGUGUUCAGACGAGGAGUUCAGUCCUCUCUGAUCAUUCUUGCUCUGUCUUACUGUUUUUCUCUAUUAAAGCACACGUGGCUUCAGUUCAGACGCCAAACUCAAUCUGAACGGGGUUCAACAGGGUUGUUUUUCUUGUGA
Puntigrus tetrazona (Sumatra barb) is the source of this 957-nucleotide messenger RNA. Its product is annotated as germ cell-specific gene 1 protein-like. The coding region runs from base 157 to 957 and encodes 266 amino acids. Gene Ontology annotation, cellular component: plasma membrane. The transcript is spliced from 4 exons. The record is from RefSeq and is a predicted model, not a curated record. NCBI's taxonomy places the organism in Eukaryota, Metazoa, Chordata, Actinopteri, Cypriniformes, Cyprinidae.